Penicillium hordei is the source of this 486-nucleotide messenger RNA. Its product is annotated as ATPase AAA-type core. Bases 1 to 486 code for a protein of 161 amino acids. The transcript has a single exon. Lineage: Eukaryota; Fungi; Ascomycota; Eurotiomycetes; Eurotiales; Aspergillaceae. The record is from RefSeq and is a predicted model, not a curated record.
AUGUCUCAAUCGUUCUUCCUCGCCGCAAAUUCUCGCGCUCGCCACCCCCUGCCUCAAUUCGAGGGAAUGGUGGUCGCCCUAGAUACGGUCGAGGACCAUAUGCAGGCCCGUUAUCUCCUCCCAGACGACACGGAGGAGGUCGACUUACAGAACGCCAUGACAUUUAUCGUCCCCAGACCUCAUCAAGAUCACGAUCUCCUGUUCGCUCUCGUUCAUACUCUCGAUCUCGCUCACCACCACCGCGCAGAGGUAGCCCUCGCACAGACUCGCGACAUCACCGACGCCGGAGCCCAAGUUACAGCAGCUAUGGUUACAGCAGUCGAAGUCGCAGUCCAAACCGUAACCGAGGCCACAAUCGAAACUAAACACCGAGAAUUUUUGCGGUCUCGUGUCCUGUUGUGUAUUUGUUCAGCCCUGGCAAUGGAUUGUGCGUGGUCUUCGGUGCGGGCAACUGAAUUUAUCUCGCAAGACAUCCAAAAUAGCUAG